CACUGAUUGGCAGCACUGAUAGGUGGCACUGAUAGGUGGCACUGACUGGCACUGAUGGGUGACACUGAAAUGCAGCUCAGAUGGGCACUGAUAUGUGGCAUUGAUGUGGCACUGAUGAGCACUGGCAGGUGGCAUGGAUGAGCACUGAGAGCUGGCACUGAUGGACACUGACAGGUGGCACUGCUGGGGCUACACUGAUCGUCAGGGCACACUGAUCGGCACUGUCAGCGUGACAGCUUGUGAGGAGAGAAAUGCAGAUAACCGGCAU
Messenger RNA from Staurois parvus, 268 nucleotides. The record is from the annotation of a GenBank genome assembly. Lineage: Eukaryota; Metazoa; Chordata; Amphibia; Anura; Ranidae.